AGAUCGAUACUUGCGCUUCACUAAGGUGUGGCGCGCUCUCCCCGCGGGCCCCGGCACAGCCACGCCCAGCGCGCGCAUUCUCAAACAAAAUCCGCACAAAAUGUUGUGCGAAGAAUCGAGUAGACUGUAGAGACGGCGUCGUUGUUCGUUUCGUUCAGUCACGCACGCACGUCACAUCAGUUAAGCAGCUCAGUUGAGUAGUGAUCUCGAUAGUCGUCGAACCGUACGCACGGCGCACACGUGCCACUCGCGCCCAUCCCUUCUCCGCAUCGCACUCCGAGCGAUUUCGCCGCUCGCUCGGUGACGCCACUGUCCGUUGCCGGUUUGCCACAACGCUUGUGCUCGGUUUCGUUCCGUAAUCCUUACGGAGCUUUGCUACAUCAUACUAUAUUAUGUAAUACGAAAAUAAACAGAGAUCAAAGCUAACACGUGUGCGCGCCGGCCGGCUUCCUAUACCUAAUAAAUUUUACCAUUUAAAUAUUCACGCUCCGAAAGUUUAACAGUGUUAGCUUAAAACAAAAUCAACAUUCCAAUCUUAAUAAUCAGUAUUUUAAUCAUCUAAUAUUAUUAUCGUGUCGUAAGAUAAUUGCAACAAACAAGUGAAAUGUCUAAUUCUGUGGAACAACAAUUUAGCGAGCUUAAUUUGUCACAAGAGGACCAUGAUCAAUAUGAACAAGAAGACCAUGGAGACCAAAGCCGGUCAUCAAAGGUACUGAUCAGCGGGCUACCCCUGCAUAUUCGCUUCGACAACAUCGAGCCCCUGCUCUCACAGUAUGGCAACGUACAACAUUGCGACAAAGCGAACUCGCGCGAUGCCAACACCCAAGCGGUGUUCAUCACGUUCGAGACGCCGGAGCAGGCGCAGCAAGCGAUCAAUGGAUUGAAUGGAUGCGAGCUGGAAGGUAGUCGGUUGAAAGUUGAGGCGGCUGAGCAGAACACUCGCGGUGGUAGGCGCGGACGCCCUGGCGGCGGCCGUGGCGGCGGCGGCGCCACUGGUGGCGGCUCGCGCCCCACUGACUUCCCUCUGCGACUGCUGGUGCAGAGCGAUAUGGUCGGCGCCAUCAUAGGUCGCCAGGGAAGCACCAUCCGUCUCAUUACACAGCAGAGCCGCGCCCGAGUUGAUGUCCACCGUAAGGACAAUGUUGGCUCUCUUGAGAAAGCUAUUACAAUUUAUGGCAAUCCUGAGAACUGCACUAAUGCAUGCAAAAGAAUAUUGGAGGUGAUGCAACAGGAAGCCAACAACACCAACAAGGGCGAGAUCUGCCUCAAAAUUUUGGCUCACAAUAAUUUAAUUGGUCGUAUCAUUGGUAAAGGCGGCAACACGAUCAAACGGAUCAUGCAAGAAACUGACACCAAGAUCACCGUAUCUUCUAUUAAUGAUAUUAACAGCUUCAAUUUGGAACGCAUCAUUACCGUGAAAGGUACCAUUGAGAAUAUGGCUAAAGCGGAGUCACAAAUUUCAGCCAAAUUGCGCCAAAGCUAUGAAAGUGAUCUGCAGCUGGCGCCGCAAAGCAUCAUGUUUCCGGGACUGCAUCCGAUGGCAAUGAUGUCUACUGGUCGUGGAUUCUGUGGCGCUCCUCCGCCGUUCCCGCCGCCUAUAUAUGCUCCUCUGCCGGGCCAGGGCGGCGCGCAACAAGGCGCUGGCGACUCACAGGAAACUACGUACUUGUAUAUCCCUAAUAACGCAGUCGGCGCAAUUAUUGGCACCAAGGGAUUGCACAUUCGCAACAUCAUUCGAUUCAGCAAUGCAUCCGUUAAGAUUGCACCGUUGGAACAAGACAAGCAAGGAGAAAAUCAAAGCAAUCCUCAACAGGAGCGCAAAGUGACCAUAGUCGGAAGCCCUGAGGCUCAGUGGAAGGCCCAAUAUCUCAUCUUUGAAAAGAUGAGAGAAGAAGGUUUUAUGUCGGGCUCUGAUGAUGUGCGGCUGACGGUUGAGAUUGUGGUAGCAUCGUCCCAAGUGGGCCGCAUCAUCGGCAAGGGAGGCCAAAACGUGCGGGAACUGCAGCGUGUGACCGGAUCGCUUAUUAAACUUCCUGAACAGCCGCAACAGCAGCAGCCCGGCGGGCAGCAGCAGGACCACGACACAACAGUGCACAUCGUCGGGCCCUUCUAUAGCGUGCAGUCGGCGCAGCGACGCAUUCGCGCGAUGGUUGCACAGGCGAGCGCGCCGGGCCGCCGCCGCGCCGCUCAGCCGCCGCCGGUGCCGCAGUAAACGCCUCCACUCCGCCGAGACCCCCCGCGCGCCCUCAGCAUCACCUCUCACCCUCGCCACCCCGUCAGCUCGGGCAGCCUUAUCAAGCGGCCGACCACCUCACGCCGAUUCUUCUUACUAGACCAGCUUAAGCAUUUUCAAGUUUAUCUAUCCGCGUGCGGACACUUCAGGCUGUCGAGUUGGCCCAACAUAUAUUGUGUCCAAAUGUUGUUGUUGACGUAAUUCUAUUAUUGUAGUGAAUUAUAAUUAAAUCUAUUGAUAUUGAUCCAUAUUUUAUCCCGGGAAUUAUCUAUGUUGAUCAUUAAUAUUUGAAUAUAUAUUAUAUAUAUAAUAUUAUUCAUAUACACUAUUUUUUUAAUGAUGAUCGUAAUAAUUGUUAUAUUGUUUCAUACCAUGUUAUUCUACUACAAUUUAAAUAGUUGUCAUAGAUUGCAAUAGUUAUCGAUUAUGUUCUCUAUACAUAAUAUAUACAAAUGUUAAUAGCCAUAUCUAUAGUCAUACCAUUCUAUAUACACACAAGAAGUGCAUAUUAUGUUUUUGUUAUGAAGUAAUAGUUUAAUCUGUUAAAAUCACUGCACUAUACUGUUAAAUAUAAUAAUUAUUUGAAGGGUGUGUGGGAAAUAGCCAUCUGGGAAAGAAAAUAAGACGACGUUGCUUUAACGAGGAGGCUCAUUGGACAAAACGGCUUUGCAAAGUAUAUUGUAAGAAAAUUUCUUUAAACGAUACACGGAGUUUCUGCAUGCAUGCUGCUGAGAAUGUGUCGUACAAUGGUUUCUAUUGAACUGAUGUGUGUGUUGGAGUGAAGUAACUAAUCCAAAGAGUGAACGCCGAUCGUGUCGAAUCGGCCUGACGAAGUGACGAGCCUUGACUAGACUAGGCGCGAUGAGGCCGGAAGCGCUUCGCGCCACGUGUCCCGCGCCCGCUCUCCUAUCCACGAUAAGGAGACGAGGAUCUACCUAAUUAUUAUCGACUUAAAUAUUUUUGAUAUAAUAGUAAUUGUUGGAGAGUAAGGAGUAAACUUAUGAGUUUUAAUUUGUAAGUAACAUUUGUUGAUCGUUUUCUUUGUAAUUUUGUCUUUGUUAGCUUUAUAAUGUUUUCUUGUAUUGAAAAUGUAAUACAAACUUCGACAUUUGAACGACACCGUAGCGUUUAAUGGUGCGAGUAUAAACGUCGCGUCGGUCGUAUUGUUCGGUUCUAACGUGAUAUGUUUUAUUAUUCAGUUGUACGAUUUGCGUUAUCAUUGUGCCAAGUGAGAUAAUUUAAAGUAUGAGAGAUUAAGAUUAAGUGAAUAAUAUCAAAAUUAAUGAAAAGCUUAGAUAUUUAUAUGUAUGUAUAAUUGUGAUAAUAUAUGGAAGUUUUGGCAAAAAUGUUACUAAGAAUGUUUCACAUUCUUAUUUCCAUUUUCUCAAUUUUUAGGUUAGAUUAUAAUAAAAUUAUAAAUUGUAAGUCGUGAAGACGACCGUGGUGACGGCGCAUGGUUGUUGCGUGCGCCGCACCGGCUCCGGUCUUCACCAGCUGAUGUCCCGAUACUUCAACACUUAUCCGUUAACAUCCUGAUAACACGUCUGUUUCAUGUCCCAAAUGCAUUAAAAUAAUUUUCAAUUCAUUAAACUUGAAUGACGUAAUAUUUUCUGCUCCAAGGUUUUAGUGCUGAAUGUAUAGGGUACACAUGCAUGCUUACCGGAGAUUAAAAUGAAGAAAAUUGCCUAAUAACUCUGAUGACAAAUCAAAGUUAUAAAGAUUUAGGUACCCAGUUGCGUCAUUUUGCGUAUUUUUAAACAUCGCGUUUUAGCUUAGCUUUGCAUUGUUAAACUUGUUAUUAGGUAAAAAUUUUGGGUAACAUAAUACAUAUGUUACAUGAAUGAAUUUGAUAAAGAUUCAGGUACCAUCAACAAGGUCUUCCGAUAGAUGAGUGCCAAACAAGAAGGAAAUCUAUUGCAACCUUUAUUUUGCUUAUUGAAUAUUCGAACGGUGUCGAAGUUAAUUUAGCUCAAUGCGAUAGUCCAUAGCAAAGUAACUGUAUAUUGAGUUCCACGUUAUAUGAUCCAGACUUGAACAAGGUUUAUGGCGAUGCAUUUUCCAAGACUGUUUGUAGUCUCUAUCGGAAGAAUCUUUUAUAUCAACUAUAUUUUCUUCAUUUCCAUAACUGAUAAGUGUCAAUUCAUGACAUUUUUUUUGUAAAACUUACUUCGGUAUUUAUGCAUAUUGGUGCGACCAAUGAUAUAAUGUAUAGAAAAUAAGGCAUAUAUGUUACCAGAGCACGGAUUUUGAAGACCUAAAGGUUCUUUCUAUUCGGGACAUCUUGUCUUUAGUCUGCAUCGAUCGUUCAAAUUAUAGCCAUCUCUUUACUUACGUGCUUCUUCCUAUCUUUUGUGCUUUAUUAGUGCAACUUGUCAAUAUUUGAACAUUAAAUACAUAAAUAUAUACCAGCGCAGGCAGAUUUUAGACGUUGGUAUAUGUUUAAGGGUAACUUAUCUUUUAUACAAUAUCAUUGGGUGCGACAUUGCUAGUUAUAUUUAUUAAUUUAUUCGAGAGUAUUUUCUUUUAUGCAUUAUGUUUUGAACAACACAAAAUUCUUUUGUGUUUAAUUCCAAUAGUAUAUAAUCUUAAUUAUAAUAUAAAGUAUUGUUAUGCAAUUUUGUAUUGCUUCCACAUAUUAUUGAAAAUAAUCUCACAUUUGGCAAAUAACUCCUUAUAGUCAGUCGGAAAACAACGUGCUGUAGGUGCUUUAUAUUCAUCGACAUACUAUGAAACCACUUAUAAGUACGAACCGUGGAUAGAUACAAUUAUAUCGCCGUUAUAAUUUUAUGAUUUAUUCUUUAAAUAACAUUUUCCUUAUAUCUCAAUUAAUUCUAUAAGAAAUAUAUGCUACAAUGUUAAUGAUAUACCUAUUUCUCCUUAACUCAGUUACUGUUGAUUAUUGAAACUGGUAAUAUAGUUGUUUUUAAUUGUAUUUUAUAUAUUUAUAUUUACUAUAAUGAGAAACUAAUCGUAAAUUUAUAACGGCUUAAUUUUAAUGUGACUAAUCCGUCUAUUAUCUUUAACGGUAUCUUUAUUUAGUACGAGAACAAUAUUCACUAUAGUUUUUAUGUACGUGAGUUCCUUUACACGCUACGGAUAAUAACUGUGCGCGCUUGUAUAUAGCACACAAACACACAUGAGUCUAUUGAUAUGUCAAUAUCUAAUGGUAUGAAAAAUUUAUUUAAUUUUUACUAACAUAUCAAAAUAACUGGCUAUGAUCAGAGCAGUGAGAGCAAACUAAACUGCACUGUGCGCCCUCAUAGAAUGGCUUCGUGCAGGUGCAACUAAUUGUGAUUGGAUUUUGUUAAUUGUCCAGAAUCAAAGUAAAUAAUAAUGUGUGUCUAGUAAAUUAUGUAAUAUGCGUGCCAAUGCUCGCUAACUUUGUUACUCUCCACAAUAGCUGUAUCACUUAUAAACUGAUAUGCCAAGAAGUAGUAUAUAAAGUACCAAUUACUAUUAUCGACGUUCUACAAUGUUGAGUUGUCUUACUAUAAGGCUCUGAAUUUAUAAUACUGAACUUCUAAUGUUAGGAGUGUUUAAAAUGGUUGACGCUAAAAUAGCGUAGUCGUCAGGAUACUGGAACGAAUCCUAUUGUAUAUCAGCAAAUAAUUUUACAUUCCAUACUUCACGAAAUAACACCUUUUGCUGAAAGACCGACCAUCUGCAAUUGAAUAUUUUUAGUAAAUUUACUAAAUUAUGAUAUCAUUUUGCGCAUUAAAUGUUAUUACUUAAAUACGGUACGAGUGAUAAAUAUAUGUGUAGAUGUAUGCAAGCUAUUGUUUCGCUAAAAAAAUGUAUGCAUUAUCGGUAUUUGGAUGUCUUGAAUUAAUGUUAGAAUUCAUAUUGGUGUAACAUUUCCACUCGUAAGUAGUUAAUACAAUAUUUCUGGACAAGAGAAAUUGGCUUGUUUCUUGUGUUCAAUAUCGGUCAAUAGCAGCAGGCUCCGUUUGACCGACUAUUGUCCGACACAGACAGCCAGAUUCCGCUUGCAUCGGCUAUCAAAAUGGAAUAUAAUAUACGGUUACUUUCACUGCGACAGAAAGAGUGUACAUAUAGGCAUGUUGUUUAUUCCUUCCAAAUGUAAGCAAGAGAGGGUACAUUAUGAUUUGUAAUGAUAGGAUGCAGAAAUAGUUUUAGUUGAUUAUUGUAUCGUUGUGAAGUAGUUUAAGUUGAUGUAGGCGCGAGCGGCGCGCGGCCACGAGACUGAACUACACCCCUGCCGUCGCGCCCUCGCGCCCAUUACUUACAUGUCAUUGUCGCUAAUAUUAUUAUCAUUCUUGUUUGAUGGUUCUACUGUUAUUUACAUUACAUUAUAAUUCUUUCUCGUGUGUGUAACCACUAUUUUGUGUAUUUACGUGUGAAAGGAUCUAUUUCAUUUAAAUGUGCAUGAUUGUCUUUUUGGAUAGUAUCUAAUAUGUGUAUGAAAAUAUCAGCAGGAUAUUAUGAAUACAUUUUUGUUUUUUCGAAAGCCUCGAGCACACAUUGCAUUUUUUUUUAUUCAAUUACUUGUUAGUUUAAUUUAGUGGGGAAAUGGAGCACUCAUUCUGUUGUUCGUAUGUUAGAUCCCCUCCAGUGUAUGCUAAAGAAGUUUACCGAGUCUAUAGUAAUAGUGUUUAUGUAUGUCGUAUGUAUUUAUGUACCUUGCUGGAGCAUGUAUAUCAGUGUGUAGCGUGAUCACGUGGCGGCCGGGCGAAUGUACCGACUACACAGCGGACACGGCGGGACGGUGCGACAGUAGCGACACCGUUUCGCAAUACUCGUUUCGUGGCGUCCGCCACGUGAAAUAUAUUUAAAAAAUAACGGGCGUACAUACGCGAUCUCAUGAGGCGGGACCCACAGUAUGCGUUAUUUUUGUUUAGAUAUUGGGGAGCUGUUGUUGUUGCUUCUCAAUAGAAAUGUAUCAAGGUCCAAUAUUCAUUGAUAUAUUGUUUAUUUUCACUAUACUUGCAGGACAUACAUAGAUCACCGCAAUUUCUUUAAAUUUGUACUGUUAUUUUUAGAACCAUUUAUAAUUGGUAUAAGUUCUGAAACUAAUAACUACCUCAAUAUUACUAAAUGAAUAUGAUAAUUAUCUUUGUGCAUGUUUUUGGGAACUGAAUUUAAAAUAAUACGAAAAUUCAAUAUAGUAUAAGAUUGCUAUUUUAAACAUAGAAACAGAAAGUUGUCAAAAUUAGGUUUCUUAACGUAAUAAAACUGGUGAAAUUUAA
This is a messenger RNA of Trichoplusia ni (cabbage looper), 7440 nucleotides long. RefSeq names its product insulin-like growth factor 2 mRNA-binding protein 1 (gene Imp). Gene Ontology annotation, cellular component: cytoplasm; cytosol; nucleus. Gene Ontology annotation, biological process: regulation of gene expression; nervous system development. NCBI's taxonomy places the organism in Eukaryota, Metazoa, Arthropoda, Insecta, Lepidoptera, Noctuidae. Gene Ontology annotation, molecular function: mRNA 3'-UTR binding. Bases 605 to 2212 code for a protein of 535 amino acids. The transcript is spliced from 8 exons. The record is from RefSeq and is a predicted model, not a curated record.